AUGACACUUUCACACCCGGAGACACUUCGAGACCUCCACCAAGACCUUGUGCAAAAGUACAAGGUCCACGGUGCGAGAGUGGACGAGAUUUGGAGGUCGCUUUCGAAAAGUCAAAGGAAGCAUUGCAUGCAAGCUGGGGCAACAGACGGCGAAGUACUGAAGCACCCAUUGGACAUCAGCCUCGGCGCUGUUUACAAGUUCAUACCGGAAUGGAAUCUUCGCGACAUUUCAGAGCCCGGUUCUGACUUCUUCCUCGAACUUCUCAAACACAUAGCGACGACCACCCUGGUCCAGCAGUACUGCGGGUUCAACGGCGGACUUGGCGAUUACCACCACAUCGUCAACGUGAUGGAUAGAACAUACCUGCGCCACGCCGACUCCUUCGAAGACUGCUACACUUUCUUCAUUGACGAAAAGUACGGAGUAUCUAUCAAGCUUUCGCACGAGAAGGAGAAGUCAUUGGCUGUAUUUGCGCCUGCAGUACGGGCCAAUGUCUGCGUGCCACAGUCCUUUGGCCAAUUGGUGCUUGACAGGCAAAUGAUGCUACUCCAAUGCCUUAAUGUCAUGGCGGAAGACGUCCUGAGAAUGGGACCACGGACAAAGGAUCAACAGCAGUCAUUCAAGAACGACGAGGGAGAUGGACUAGCAUGUGCCUUUUCUAGCCUAUCUGUUCGAGACACCACAGGCAAGAUCGAGCUCAGAGACCUCGUGGCCAGCGCUCGCGACCGAAUGUCGGCUCUGGAGGAACGUGUCGACCUCCUCCGCACCGAGUCUAUCAUGCUUGCCCAUGCCGUCAAUGCUGUAUUCUUUAGUCGCCCGGACCUUGUCCCCGAUGAGAAGGGACGUGUGUUGCCGGUGCACACUGACAAGUUCAUCGGUGCCGCCUUCUUUGAUGCUGUUGAUAUUGGCAUCCAGGCUGGGGCUACCUGGGCCUACAUCACUCGUUGUAUUGAGCUACUAGAAGGCUCAACUAACAAAGCAUACAGAGGAACUAUUCUUCAAGAACUUUCCAAUGUGUGCCACCUCCAAUACUCCCGGGCGCAAGCUCAAUUCAAGCGGCACCCCGCAACGGGAAGUGGCUCCAAGCGGUUCAGGCGCAUCGCCAAUCAGUUCGACAAAGCUGGUAACUCACGCCUCCACAUGAAAGUCAAUGUAGCGGAAUUGACCAGGAGCGACCCUCAAUGUCACUACCUCCUGCGACUGUGCCAAUCCGAAACCACCACUGCAAAGGCCGCAGAGUGGUUGAAGAAACUGGGCGAACUUUACGCUUCUCAUCCUUCGGAGCGCGAGCGACUGGUUGAACGGGAAGCCGAGUCUCUGGCCGAUUUCUCUGUCAUCACUGGAUUUGUCAACGACCUUACCUCGUCGACCUCCCUCCCCACGGCUUCCCGCAAGAAGGGCCAUAUAUUCGUCACGAAGAGUCAAGAGCUCGAAGCCGAGCUAGCGCCAAUCAAGAUGGAGAUUGACUUGCGCGACUAUGCUGCCCCCAUCGACAACCUUAUCGAGCCUGGAAUGGCUGAUAAAGCCUUCGACGCAAUGGAAGCGCACACUGUCCAGAAGGCUGGCGCAACGCUGGGAUGCCUCUACCAGGCCUUGGCCGAGGAGUGUAUCGCUGAUCUCGAGGAUCAAUGCGAGCAAGCUCAAGCGCGAAAGGAGCAGGACGGCAAGGCUGAGCAGAUUCCGGUGCUAGCCACGCAAGAGCCUCUGGAGGAGCAGAUGGAAAGUCGAAGGCACAAACAGAAGACGCGGCCUACUCAACCUUCCGCCUUCAAAGUAGCUACGAACACGCCGGAGAUUGAAGAGCAGGAGCCUGCGCAGAUGUCGCAGACCCUGAGUGGGAGCGAGUCGACCAUGAAUAUCUUUAUGAAGAUUUUCAAAAAGUCGGAAGCUCGAGGCUCAGUGAGUUGGGUGUCGUUCGAGGCGGCCAUGGCCGAUCUGGGUUUCUCGGUCCAUUCGAAGUAUAGCUCUGUCUAUACGUUUCGGUCGCUUGAAUCUAUGGCGAUUCGGAAGCCAGUAACCUUACACCGUCCGCACAAUGGACAGGUCGAGGGCGUUAGACUUUUAACACUGGCACUGAGGUUGAAGCGCACCUAUGGAUGGAGUGAGCAGACGUUCCAAGUUGCUUGA
Messenger RNA from Fusarium falciforme, 2127 nucleotides. RefSeq names its product Ipa protein. The transcript has a single exon. The record is from RefSeq and is a predicted model, not a curated record. The coding region runs from base 1 to 2127 and encodes 708 amino acids. NCBI's taxonomy places the organism in Eukaryota, Fungi, Ascomycota, Sordariomycetes, Hypocreales, Nectriaceae.